ACCUCCUCCGUUUCAAUCUAUCUGACGUCGUAUAUAUUUGUCUCGACAAUGAGAGAAAUCGUUCACAUCCAGGCUGGCCAGUGUGGUAACCAGAUUGGUGCCAAGUUCUGGGAAGUGAUCAGUGACGAGCAUGGCGUCGACCCAACAGGGACGUACCAUGGAGACAGUGAUCUGCAGCUGGACAGGAUCAACGUUUAUUACAACGAAGCAACAGGAGGUAAAUAUGUGCCACGUGCUGUUCUUGUGGACUUGGAACCAGGCACCAUGGACUCUGUGAGAUCCGGACCCUUUGGACAGAUAUUCAGACCUGACAAUUUUGUGUUUGGUCAGAGCGGUGCUGGUAACAACUGGGCGAAAGGUCACUACACUGAGGGAGCUGAGGUGGUCGACUCGGUCCUGGAUGUGGUACGCAAAGAGUCGGAGAACUGUGACUGCCUGCAAGGGUACCAGCUUACACAUGCCCUCGGCGGUGGAACUGGAUCUGGCAUGGGAACCCUACUCAUCAGCAAAAUUCGUGAAGAAUACCCUGAUAGGAUCAUGAAUACAUUUAGUGUGGUGCCCUCCCCCAAGGUGUCAGAUACCGUGGUCGAGCCCUACAACGCCACUCUCUCCAUUCACCAGCUUGUUGAGAACACAGAUGAAACCUACUGCAUUGACAAUGAGGCUCUGUACGACAUCUGCUUCCGCACACUCAAAUUGACCACGCCCACUUACGGAGACCUGAACCACCUCGUGUCCUCCACCAUGAGUGGAGUCACUACCUGCCUACGCUUCCCUGGCCAGCUCAACGCUGACCUCCGUAAACUGGCUGUCAACAUGGUGCCUUUCCCUCGUUUGCACUUCUUCAUGCCCGGCUUCGCUCCCUUGACCAGCAGGGGGAGCCAACAGUACCGAGCGCUCACGGUCCCUGAGCUCACCCAGCAAGCGUUCGAUGCCAAGAAUAUGAUGGCCGCGUGUGACCCGCGUCAAGGCCGUUACCUCACAGUUGCCACCGUGUUCCGUGGCCGGAUGUCCAUGAAGGAAGUGGACGAGCAGAUGCUCAAUGUCCAGAACAAGAACAGCAGCUACUUUGUCGAAUGGAUCCCCAACAACGUCAAGACCGCCGUCUGUGACAUUCCGCCCCGUGGCCUCAAGAUGGCCGUCACCUUCAUUGGCAACACCACAGCCAUCCAAGAGAUGUUUAAGCGCAUCUCUGAGCAGUUCACAGCCAUGCUGCGUCGUAAGGCCUUCCUGCACUGGUACACAGGUGAAGGUAUGGAUGAGAUGGAGUUCACUGAGGCUGAGAGCAACAUGAAUGAUUUGGUCUCUGAGUACCAGCAGUACCAGGACGCCACUGCUGAGGAUGAAGGAGAAGGUGAGGAGGAGCCUGAAGAAGACUAA
Molecule: messenger RNA, 1380 nt
Organism: Phycodurus eques (leafy seadragon)
Lineage: Eukaryota; Metazoa; Chordata; Actinopteri; Syngnathiformes; Syngnathidae
Product: tubulin beta-4B chain-like
Exons: 5
Coding region: 49-1380 (443 amino acids)
Biological process (GO): microtubule cytoskeleton organization; mitotic cell cycle
Cellular component (GO): cytoplasm; microtubule
Molecular function (GO): GTP binding; GTPase activity; structural constituent of cytoskeleton
Source: RefSeq, a predicted model, not a curated record